AUGAUAUUGGUAGAUGAACUGGGUAACAAGAUAUACAGCUCUAUCCAUUAUUCUUUAAUUCCGAAAUUUGGACAUCUACUCGAAGAAGGCGCGUUCCGAUUAAUCUCAAACUUUGAAGUUAAAUCAACUGACACUACGUUUCUGCUAGCUAAACAUGCGUGUAAGAUCAACUUUUUGAAAGAAACAUCUGUUUCUACUUCAAAUGCUUUUGAAAUCAACGGAGAUCUUUUUGAUUUCUGCCCAUUUGAAAAAAUCAACAACUCCACAGUCGAUAAGAAAGCAUCUUUUGAUGUCAUAGGGCAAGUGAUUGAGAGCAAGCCUAUUCGUAUUACAGAAUCACGCAAUGUUAAAAAACAUAUUCUGGAGUUUCAACUAUGUGAUGACAAAGGGACUAUUGUAUCAUGUGCAUUAUGGGAUGACUACGCCCACCAAUUCCACCAGUAUAUUUCAACUAAUGGGAACAUUGUCGAACCUGUGAUAAUUCUCUUACAGCUCGCAAAGUAUAACUUUUGGAAUAGUAAGUUUCUAAACUUCUAA
Messenger RNA from Erigeron canadensis, 537 nucleotides. RefSeq lists its product as uncharacterized. The record is from RefSeq and is a predicted model, not a curated record. Lineage: Eukaryota; Viridiplantae; Streptophyta; Magnoliopsida; Asterales; Asteraceae. The transcript has 4 exons. The coding region runs from base 1 to 537 and encodes 178 amino acids.